Halichondria panicea is the source of this 2566-nucleotide messenger RNA. Its product is annotated as endothelin-converting enzyme homolog. Gene Ontology annotation, biological process: protein processing. The record is from RefSeq and is a predicted model, not a curated record. The transcript is spliced from 18 exons. Lineage: Eukaryota; Metazoa; Porifera; Demospongiae; Suberitida; Halichondriidae. Gene Ontology annotation, molecular function: metalloendopeptidase activity. Gene Ontology annotation, cellular component: plasma membrane. Bases 179 to 2422 code for a protein of 747 amino acids.
ACACAAGUCACGAGGCCAGACCAUAGAUUUGUUAUCUUUAUGGCCAGCAGACCGACGCGACCGCAGUAUUAAUGGAUAUCAAAGCUGCCGUGGAAAGCUAUCCUUCCUACCCUGAUUACCCUGAAGACGAAGAACCUCGCUAAAUGUGAUUUAAUUUGUCGUCUACAGUCAGUUGAACAUGGACGAGGAGACCCAUCCAAUUGUUUCCAGCCAAGACCGCUAUUCCAAGCAGCCCACAUCCAUCUGCAGCAAGUACUCACUCAGCACUGUUUUACUUGGAGUUGGUAUAUUGCUGUUAGGAAUUGCUUUGUUAUUUGUGUCUGUUGCCUUUGGCGUCACUGUGGCGACCUCCCAGCAAGGCUCCGGGGGCAAUCCAACAGUCGAUGAUGUGUGCGUGACCCCUAGCUGCGUGAAACUGGCAGCGUCCAUCCUCUCCAGCAUGAACGAGAGUGUGAACCCGUGUCAGGACUUCUACAACUUCACCUGUGGGGGGUGGGACGAUGACAACAUUGUGCCACCAGGCUACCCUCGCUAUUCGACGUUUGACCAACUGGGUGAUCGCAACAUCGUUGCCCUCAAGAAGAUACUGGACCGUGGACAGGAUGAUGGAGUGGAGGCAGUAAAGAAAGUGAUAUACUUCUACCAGUCUUGUUUGAAUCUCACCGGUAUUGAGAUGCUUGGAGUAGGUCCCCUACAGGACCUCAUCAACCGCACAGGUGGGUGGAGCCUAUUGCUGGGCAAUGACUCGUUUUGGGACAUCAACAAUGCCCCCUUCCUGGCUGAGAAGGUAUACAGUAGCCCCGCCUUCUUCACAAUGGAUGUUGGCAUUGACGACAAGAACUCUUCAAACCAUAUCCUUGAGUUUCAGCAGUCUGGGCUGACCCUGUCCAGUCCGAGCGCGUACACGGACAAUCGGACCGGCUCCCUCAACCUGGCUGCCCUCAAGACAUUCAUUGUGUCCACCCUGUCUCUCAUUCAGCCCUCAGGCAACACCACUUUGUUUGAGGAGGCUGCCGACGGUAUCAUUGAGUUCGAGACCAGUCUGGCCACGCUCUUCUACAGCAAUGUUGACCUGCGAGACAUAGACAAGACGUACAACCUGCUUAAGGUGAAUGAACUCUCCAAACUAUGGCCGUACUUCCGCUGGGAAGACUUUGUGGCUGAGAUGAUGGAUAAUGUAAAGGUCAACGUUAGCAUGGAUGAGACUGUUAUCAUGCGCACUCCAUACUACUUCUCCAACCUCACUAAACUGUACAACUCCACUGAGCAAAGUGUUCUGGAGAACUAUGCCAAGUGGCAGCUGAUCCGCUCCUACAUACCCUACCUCAGCGACAACUUCGUCAAUGUCUACUAUGCCUUCACCAAGACAACACAAGGUUCUGGAGAGCAGCAGCGCUACAAGACGUGCAUUGGGGUGGUUCAGGACCUGCUGCCCAUUGCCCUGGCUCGACCAUACUCAAAGUACGUACUGCCUCAGGGGACAAAGGGCAAUGUAUCCAUGGUGGUAGACAACAUCAAGAGUGCCUUUAAGGAGCGGCUGGAUGCCAACACCUGGUUGGACGCCACCACCAAGGAGAAGUGUAAGGAUAAGGUGGACGCCAUCACUAAACAGGUGGCCUAUCCCGACCAACUCUUUGACGACAACUACCUCAACGGGCUCUACCAGAAUUACAACAUCAGUGCUGAGACCUACUUUGACAACUUUCUGCUCAGCUCAAAGGAAGUGUUGUUUGACAACCUACAGCUGCUGAGAGGACCGGUGGACAAGACCAUGUGGUUAAACGCCCCCACAGCUGUCAACGCUUACUAUGACCCACAAUUCAACGGAUUCGUGUUUCUGGAGGGGAUUCUAAAUAUACCAUUCUUUGACGCAGGAUGGCCAUUCUACUCCACAUAUGGUGCUCUUGGUGUGGUGGUGGGUCACGAGCUCACACACGGCUUCGAUGACCAGGGUCAGCGUUAUGAUAAGGAUGGUAUUCUGGAGCCGUGGUGGAGCAGUGACUCUGUGAAGGCAUUUGACCAGAGGAAGGAGUGCUUUGUAGAGCAGUACUCAAAGUACGAGGUGUUUGGAUAUCAAAUUAAUGGCAGUUUGACUUUAGGAGAGAACAUUGCUGACAAUGGAGGAAUCAAGUCUGCCUUCCAGGCCCACAAAGAUGUGGUUACAAAGAACCAGCUUAAGGAGCAGUCUCUACCUGGGCUCACCAAGUACACCCCAGAGCAGAUGCUGUUCAUUAACUUCGGUCAGGUGUGGUGCUCACUGUUCACUCCAGAGGCCGUCAGUGUCUCUACUAAAGUGGACCCACACAGUCCAGGGCCAUACAGAGUGAUUGGUUCGCUGGUGAAUAGUCCGGAGUUUGCCAGUGCCUUCAAUUGCCCUACCGACUCUCCCAUGAAUCCCACGGAUAAGUGCCUCAUGUGGUAACACUUGCUAUCCUCCCAUUACAAACUAUUGUGUUUUUGUUUGUGCUCAGUUUUGCUUUAGAGCAGUUUUGAUUUUAAAACAUCGUUUCACUACUUUGUUGACAUUCUUUCAGUAAAUUGAAUUGGUAUCACUUAGUAAAUUGAA